GUUCACCACACCAUCCAGGACCAGGAGGGCACGCCCACAGCUCCUGGCUCCGCGCCACCGUGCACGGCGCGCUCAUCAUCCACCCCCCUCCCCUACCCGUUCCCCAAGCCCCACACCACACCGAGUUCCCCGCCAUCCUCGCGGAGUGGUGGAGGAGGACCCCAUCGCCGUGCUCCGGCAGUCCAUGAUCACCCAACGUCUCCGAUGCCCUCCUCAUCAACGGCCAGCCAAGAGACGAGCAUCAUCCCGGUGGUCGCCGGCGAGACGAGCCUUCUGCGCAUGCAUCAUCAACGCGGCCAUGAACACCGAGCUCUUCGUGAGCCUCGCCGGGCACAGGAUGACCGCGGACGCCAUGUACUCCAAGCCCUUCGAGACCACCGUCGUCCUUCUCGGCCCCGGCCAGACCACCGACGUCCUCGUCACCGCGCACGCCGCACCGGGACGGUACUACCUCGCCGCACGCGCCUACGCCUCCGCCCAGGGCGUUCCCUUCGAUAACACCACCGCCACCGCCAUCUUCCAGUACAAGAACGCCCCCCACCACCGGCGCCAACACCUUCAAUGGCCCGGUGGGCCGGUCAUCUACUAGGUCCUCCGGCCACCUCGGCCGCCCCGGUCCGCAGCCGAUGCUCCCGUUCCUGCCGGCGUUCAACGACACGAACACGGCGACUGCCUUCUCCAACAGCCUCCGGAGCCCGCAUCCGGUGAAGGUGCCCGGGCCGGUGACCCACCGUGGGGUUCGGCCUCUUCAACUGCUGCCCCGGCCCCUUCUGCCAGGGCCCCAACAACACCCGGUUCGGCGCCAGCAUGAACAACGUCUCGUUCCAGCUCCCCAACACCGUCUCCCUGCUCCAGGGCUGCCAGCCCGAACGAAUCGUUCGGUGGGAGGUUCCUUGAAAUCUGCCGUUCGGCAGUUAUCAGGGUCCAAGCCCAAGUCCGAUCCUGAUUCUGCUCCUCAAUUAGACUAACCAACCCGCCGCGCCAUCAUAUAUCAUCAUAUCGGAACCGCCUCUUGGAGUCUGCUCAGCUUCGUCGUCUUGGAUUGAUUUUCUGAUCGCCGGCUCGCGGCGGCGACUUGUUAAUUGAUUCCUCGAUCGGCUCCCUCUCCGGCCGGCCAGCUCUUUAUUUUGUUAGUAAGAUGGCUUCUUCAUCAUCAGUGGAUUGCAUUGCAGCUCGCGGCGGACCGGCGCCUGCGCAACAAGAAGGAACGACGACGACGACGGUCAGCCUUCCAGAGGAUAUCCUUGGCCACAUACACUCGUUGACGCCGAUGCGAGAUGCUGCUCAGGCCGCCUGCGUAUCCCAUGCCUUUUUGCGUUUCUGGCGAUCCUAUGCCAGGCUCGACUUUAACAUGUACACACUAGGAUUACUGGAUCCAGGCCGCCGCCUGCCGUCGAUUGGUCCCAUUGACGAAGAAUUACCAGUUAUAGAGGAUCAACUGAGGAGGGGCGUCAUUGCAACAUUCGACGAGUACUUCGAAAAGAAUAGUGCUAUCAUAAAAGAAUUCUCUGCCAGAGUUGAUCACAUCAUGCAUAACCACGUCGGAACAGGUGUUCAGACAUUCAGGCUUGUAAGUUAGUACAAAGUUGGGUCAUCUAUUUUGAAACGGAGGGAGUACCUCCCUAUGGCUUCUACAUAAACCCUGCUGUUCUUGACCGCUGGUUCCAAGCUGUCAUCGCACAGGGGAUCAGUGAAUUUGGCCUGUACCUAGACAUGGGCGAUGAGGGGCUAGGUUACAACUUCCCGUGCUCCUUGUUAUCUAGCAGCAACAGGGGACGCUCGACAAUUACAUCUUUAUCCAUUGCUGGUUGCGGUCUCCAUUCCCUUGACAGGGUUGGCUGCUUGAUAAGCUUGUGUGUAGUGCAUCUGCACAGGAUGCGUGUUACUGGAGAGCAACUUAUCUGCUUCCUGUCUACUUGUCCUAGUUUGCAGGAUCUGCAACUUUCCUACUGCAAUGACAUGGUUUGCCUGAAGAUACCUCAUUCCCUGUCGCGGCUCAAAUUGCUACUGGUACGCAACUGCAACAGUUUGCAAACGAUUGGAUGCGAUGCUCCACAACUCAAGAGCUUUGGAUAUGAUGGGUUGCCCACAACGCAGAUCUGCCUUGGAGAUUCAUCACCCUUAGUGAGGGAGAUGAGAAUGUCUGGUAUGGAUGAUGAGCCUACAGGCAUGCUCUGUUAUGCCACCACUAAGCUUCCUUCAGUCGCACCAAAUAUUAGCUCGCUUGUCUUAUCAUCAUGCUUUGAGAUUGCGACUCCAAUGAAAAAGCUUAACAAAUUCCGCCGCCUCAAGUACUUGGAGAUACAGCUUCAUACGCCAAGACGUUGUCCAGACUUUGAUUUUUAUUCCCUGGUUUCUAUUCUUAAUGCUUGUCCUGUCCUGGCUACUUUCAUCUUGCGUUUAGAGAUGCGCGAUGCUGAUGAUGCCAUUCCGGGAGAUCCUGAUGGUGAUUCCUCACCACGAAAAACGCAUAUGAGGGGGCAGGGCCAUCGCAAGUUGAAGAAUGUGCUAAUGAGGGGAUUUCCUUCUGCAAAAGGUUUGGUUGAGCUAACAAGUCACAUCCUUGAGACCGCAGCAUCCUUAAAGCGCCUGGUACUGGACACUGCAUAUGGCUGCCAUACGAGGGAUUGCAUUGGCAUAUGCUCGCCUUUAACGAGAAAGGCCCUCUUGGAAGCACAGAAAGCUGUAGAUGUCAUCAAGACAUACAUCGAGGGUAAAGUCCCCUCAAGUGUUAAAUUCAGGCUUAUCGAGCCAUGUGCCAAGUGUCACGCCGACGACGCAUAACCUGCUUGUACGUUAGACCUCCUCCAAUAGUUGCAUAAGAGCUAGUUCAAA
Molecule: messenger RNA, 2835 nt
Organism: Triticum aestivum (bread wheat)
Lineage: Eukaryota; Viridiplantae; Streptophyta; Magnoliopsida; Poales; Poaceae
Exons: 7
Coding region: 1714-2784 (356 amino acids)
Source: RefSeq, a predicted model, not a curated record